Molecule: messenger RNA, 2547 nt
Organism: Saccharomyces mikatae IFO 1815
Lineage: Eukaryota; Fungi; Ascomycota; Saccharomycetes; Saccharomycetales; Saccharomycetaceae
Gene: SYF1
Product: mRNA splicing protein SYF1
Exons: 1
Coding region: 1-2547 (848 amino acids)
Biological process (GO): mRNA splicing, via spliceosome; generation of catalytic spliceosome for first transesterification step
Cellular component (GO): Prp19 complex; U2-type catalytic step 2 spliceosome; post-mRNA release spliceosomal complex
Molecular function (GO): protein binding
Source: RefSeq, a predicted model, not a curated record
AUGGAUUCAAUGAAUAAAGCAACUGUAAAUAUUGAUGAGAAUAUAAGAAAUGAUGCAGAUGUGGCUUUUGAGUACGAAAUACAGAAGACGCCGCAGAAUAUACUCACAUGGAAAAGAUAUCUCGAGUAUUGGAAGGAGGAGGGGAGGGUUGAUGAACAAAUAAGAUGGUUAUAUGAAAGAUUCUGUUCUCAAUUCUUAACAGAUACAAGCAUAUGGGAAGAUUACAUACGAUGGGAGACAACAAGGGAAGUGGUCAAAACUUCACGUAUAUUCUCUCUUUUUCAAAGGUGCCUGAACAGUUGUGUACAUGAUUGUGAUAGGGUAUGUCUGUCUUACUUAGAAUUAGCCAUUGAACAACAUGAUUUGACGAUGAUAAGGCAUGCUCUAGAUUUAUCUUUGAUAAGGUUAGAAGGAGGAAUGCAUUCAAAAGUUUGGGAAUCUGUACUACAUUUUUUGGAAGAAAAAGUUUUACCUUUAACACAAUUGGACUCAACUCAAGAAUAUGAUGAAGAAAAUAUCGAUGAAGCCGAUUUGGUAAAUAUACUUCUAGUCAAGGGUCUCGCGAAAGUAGGCUUUAUUAGCGAGGAACCUAGUGGGAUUGAAAGCAGAUGUGACAUUUGGUCGUCGCAACUUUUGGAAAGAUAUUUAAGGGUGGCUCCACAGCAAAGACAACAUGAACUUCUCAAUAUUCUUGCAAAAACUAGAGAUAAUGCUACCAUCAAACCAAUAUAUGAAAAGUAUUUGAUGAGAGACGAAAAGAGAGAGAUAUAUUUGCCCAGCUCAAAACUAACUUUUGCGUUAAAUUUCAAUUAUCUGAUCGUCCUGGAAAAACUUGACUUGGAUAAUCAGUAUGAGGAAUUCAUGAACCAAAUGAAUGUCAUGUAUGCUGAAAAUUGGGUUUUUUUAACACUAUCACUUGCCAAAUAUUAUAUUUCUCGUGGUAGACUUGAUAGUUGUGGUGAUUUGUUGGACAAAAGUUUGCGCCAAACACUUAAUUUUAGUGAUUUUGAUCGAAUUUAUAGUUUUUAUUUGCUCUUUGAGCAACAAUGCUCUCAGUUUAUUCUGGAAAAACUAGAAAAUGAACUCUUUGACCAAAGGAAUUGGACUAAGAAACUUGAACAUCAUAUGGCCACUUUUGAAUCCCUAAUUAACCUACAUGAUAUAUAUUUGAAUGACGUCGCAUUAAGGCAAGACUCUAAUCUGGUGGAAACGUGGAUGAAAAGAGUAUCUUUACAGAAGACAUCUGCAGAAAAAUGCCACAUAUAUUCAGAAGCUAUACUGAAGAUUGAUCCCCGUAAAGUCACUACACCUGGCUCUUUCGGAAGACUAUGGUGUUUAUAUGGAGAUUUAUAUUGGAAUACAAAUGCCACUAGUACAGCAAGGGAGUUGUGGGCACAGUCUUUAAAGGUACCCUACCCUUACAUAAAAGACUUGGAAGAGAUUUACUUGAAUUGGGCUGAGAGAGAGUUAAGUAAAGAGGGCGUUGAAAGAGCAGUUUCUGUGCUUGAAGAUGCAUUAAGUAUACCAAUGAACCCAGAUGCUUUGCUCGAAAAAUUCAAUAAUGGACAGAAGAAGGUUCCUGCGCAAACUGUCGUAUUCAACUCACUACGCAUUUGGUGCAAAUACAUUGAUUUUUUAGAGGCCUUCUGCCCAAAAGACGCAAACUCCUCGAAUAAAAUAUAUAAUAAAAUCAAAACAGCAUACAACAACGUUAUUGAUUUGAGGUUAAUCACACCAGCAAUGGUAGAAAAUUUUGCGUUGUUCCUACAAAACCACCAUGAAGUGGUCGAAAGCUUUCAAGUUUAUGAAAAAACAAUUCCUCUGUUUCCCCCUGAAAUUCAGUAUGAAUUAUGGAUUGAGUAUUUGGAAGUAGCCACAUCGCCCAAACUGACACUUUUGAGUCCCGAACACAUCAGAUUCAUAUUUGAAAAAGCACUUGAAAGUCUGUGUUCCCAUGGCAUAGAUUGUAAGAAUAUUUUUAUUGCUUAUAGCGCAUUGGAAGAAAAGGUAAGUGGCCUAGUUGGGAAAAGCAUUGAGAUUUUACAUAGAGGUGCUGUUAGUGUUAGCACACACCUCGAAAGCAGAUUGCAACUGUGGGGAAUGUGUAUCUCUAGGGCCCAAUCUACUUUGGGUCCAUCGAUAGCCAGAGAAUUAUACCAAGAAUGUAUUCAAGUACUACCAAACUCUAAAGCUGUUGCGUUUGUGAUUGAAUUUUCUGAUUUCGAAAGCUCUAUGGGAGAAAUUAUACGGGCACGUGAGAUCCUGACUUAUGGUGCAAAGCUUCUUCCUCCAUCCAGAAAUACAGAAUUAUGGAAUAACUUUGAAGUUUUUGAGUUAAAACAUGGAGACAAGGAAACCUACAAAGAAAUGUUAAAGAUGAAGAAGAUAUUAGAUUCCGAUAUGGUAAUUGAUUCCGAGAGUGUUAGUCAAAGGGAAGGUAACAUCAACUUUGUGGCUGCAACUACGAAUAGAGUGAACUCACAUGACAUCACCCCAUCAAAUGCUACGCAAUCAGUUAACCCAGAUGAAAUCGAACUAGAUAUAUGA